GAGGAGGAGGAGAGGAGGGAGACGAGCGCCACGCCGCGCGUAAGAGCGGCCGGAGGAGGAGGAGAAGAGGCGGCGUCGAGGAGAGAAAGAGCCGAGGAGAGAAAGCCUUUGUACUGAAGGAAGGAGGCCGGCAGGGGGGGAACCUUCCCGGCUUGGAGAGGAGAAGGAGAAGGAGAAGGAGGAAAGCUUCGGAGGCUCCUCAGUUCGGCCACUCGCGUCCUUUCCUUCGAGGGCGUGUGACGGAAAGAAGAAACCCCUGCUCCUUGCUUGGUCUCUCUCUCGAGUCUCUCCACACACGGACAGGCAGAUAGAUAAGGAAAGGAAAUACCAAUCUCUCUAUCUAAUAUAUAUAUAUUCUGAGCGGAGCGAGGAGGAGAAGGCACCGGGCUGGGAGGUGAGCGGAGAGGAUGGUGACAACGAUGACGGUGUGGAAGAAAUGGAGAUGAAUCAGACUAUGCAGAUCCGGGGACUCCUGUUGCUCCUGCCGGCUCUGCUGUGGGCGCUGCUGCUUCGGCGGGACGUCGCCGCGGGGACAGAGGAGGGAGGUUGUUUUCUUUCAGGAACGAAGGUUACUGGAAUGCCAAUCAAACUGAAGGUGUCUCAGGGGCAGCCGGUAAAACUGAAUUGCAGCCUCGAGGGAAUGGAAGAUCCAGAGAUGCUGUGGAUCAAGGAUGGAGCUGUGGUGCAAAGUGUAGACCAGGUGUACAUUCCAGUAGAUGAAGAACACUGGAUUGGUUUCCUCAGCUUGAAGUCUGUAGACCGGACAGAUUCUGGGAAAUACUGGUGCCAAAUUGAGACCAAUGGUAAAAAGGAAGAAUCGCAGCAAGUGUGGCUCAUUGUGGAAGGUGUUCCUUACUUCACUGUUGAGCCGGAAGAUUUGUCUGUUGUCCCGAAUACACCUUUUCAUAUGGUCUGUGCUGCUGCUGGCCCACCUGAACCAGUUACAAUUGUCUGGUGGAUGGGUGAUUCCAGAAUAGGGCCUUCAGAUGUUUCCCCCUCCACUUUAAAUGUGUCAGGUAUCAAUCAAAGCACAGUUUUCUCCUGCGAAGCCCACAACAUAAGAGGGCUGUCUUCAUCUCGGACAGCUACUGUGCAUAUUAAAGUUCUCCCCUUUCCACCUCUCAAUGUGACAGUAACUCAGAUCACCAGCAACAAUGCCAAUGUAAUUUGGCUACCAGGAUUCGACGGGCUUUCUCCACUUCUUUCUUGUACCGUACAGGUGGCUGAAUCCCAGGCAGAAGAGGAAGUGGUUACAGAAGUUGUCCCUGUUCCCUCCUUCAAUAGAGCUUUGCUGGGCUUAAAGCAUUCAACCAAUUAUAGUGUGCGGGUUCAGUGCACCAAUGAAAUGGGCAGCUCCCCUUUUACAGACUGGGUCAAUUUUCAGACCUUGGGAUUAGCUCCAAAUAAUACUCCACAAAAUGUACACAUUAUCCACAGAGACUCUUGCCUGAUUUUGGAAUGGGAACCAGCAGUUCAAGAAAUGCUUAGGGACAAUACACUUGGAUACAGAUUGGAAUGGAGUCAAGAUAAUAUAACACAGGGAGAGAUGGUAGUACAAGACACAAGAGCUAAUCUAACUAUGUGGAAUCCCUUAAAAGACCUUCUGAUCAGGGUGUGCAUAUUAAAUUCGGCUGGCUGCGGACCAUGGAGUGAGCCUUUAUUGAUUACAGCGGAAGAUUUAAUAGAAGGACAACGACAGCCUCCGUAUGGGACAUCUUGGGUUCCUGUGGUUUUAGGUAUUCUGACGGCACUGGUCACAGCUGUUUCCUUGGCACUGAUCCUCCUGAGGAAAAGAAGAAAAGAAACCCGUUUUGGUCAUGCCUUUGGCAGCAUGGUGGGAGGGGAUCCUAUAGUCCAUUUCCGAGCAGUGAGAUCUUUCAACAGAGAAGUGCCAGAGCUUAUUGAGGCAACAUUGGACAGUAUAGGAAUCAGUGAUGAACUGAAGACUAAACUGAAAGAUGUCCUGAUUCAAGAGCAGCAGUUUACACUGGGAAGAAUGCUAGGCAAGGGAGAAUUUGGUUCUGUAAGAGAAGGUCAGCUGAAACUGCCUGAUGGCUCUCUUCAAAAAGUUGCAGUGAAAAUGCUAAAAGCGGACAUCUUCACUUCAAGUGAUAUAGAAGACUUCCUGAAGGAAGCUGCCUGCAUGAAGGAGUUUGAUCAUCCACAUGUUACCAAGCUGAUUGGAGUCAGUUUGCGCAACCGGCCUAAAGGCCGUCUUCCAAUCCCAAUGGUUAUCCUACCAUUUAUGAAGCACGGAGACCUUCACUCUUUUCUACUGAUGUCUCGGAUUGGAGAAACCCCUUUUAACUUGCCCCUCCGGACCCUCUUAAAAUUUAUGAUUGAUAUUGCUAGUGGCAUGGAGUACUUGAGCUCCAAAAACUUCAUACACAGGGACUUGGCUGCCCGAAACUGCAUGCUGGAUGAAAACAUGAAUGUAUGUGUAGCUGACUUUGGGCUUUCAAAGAAAAUCUAUAGUGGAGACUAUUACCGUCAGGGCUGUGCCUCUAAGCUGCCAGUGAAGUGGCUUGCAUUGGAAAGUCUGGCGGACAAUCUCUACACAACACAUAGCGAUGUGUGGGCAUUUGGAGUGACAAUGUGGGAGAUUGUGACCCGAGGACAAACUCCUUACGCAGGCAUUGAGAAUGCAGAAAUUUACAACUACCUCAUCAGUGGGAACAGACUGAAGCAACCCCCUGAGUGCCUGGAGGAUGUGUAUGAUCUCAUGUGUCGAUGUUGGCAUUCAGAACCCAAGCUACGCCCUAACUUUGCAGCACUGAAAUUGCAACUUGAAAUGAUUUUGGCAAGACUGUCUUUGCUCUCCACCAGCCAGGAUCCUCUUUAUGUCAACAUUGGGAAACCACAAGAAGCUUGUAGAAAUGAUGCCACAGCAAAUUGUCCCUUUGGAACCUUGGACGGUGAAGUGAAUAUUACAGGAGCAGCCGCUGCUGUCACCAGUGACUAUCGUUACAUCAUGAGCCCCUUGUGCCUUGGGAAUGAUGCUGAAAGUGAAAGACAUCCAGGUUUACCGGAUGGGGAAGCCAGGGGUCUUCUUUAUGAUUUGGAGAUGGGAGCCAAACAGUGUUAGCCUGCAAGAAAAGAGACUCGUCAUUCUUCUCCAAUGAGACAUAUGUAUCUUUAUCAUCAUAUGGUACUGCUUUACAGAGACAGUUCGGGGCUGUUUUUAACCAGCAUAGGUAGCUGUAAUGCAAGCUGCGUCUGUAGCUUCCUUCAGCUUUUGGGUCAUUGAGGCUGACAGCUCAAAAUGACCAUAAAUCUUAAUCACCUCUUGGCCUUCUAAGAGUACCUUCCUGCAGCAGUCAAUGAAAUCUAGUGGAAAUGGCCUCAGCCUGUUCCAGCCAGUAGUUUGUUGACAGAAUUCUAACUGAGUACUGGAGGUCAAGUAGGGUGCUAUAUAGCACUCAUUAUUUUGUAAUAUUUUUCCAGCUCCGGGCAAGCAAGUUUGGGACCAGCAUAUAUGAGGGGGGUGGGGGUGUAGUUCUCUGCUGGGUUUUCUUGUUGAUUUUUAUCCUCUUUCAGGGCAUGAGAAAAGAGUGAAUCUAAUUUAACAGUUCUGUCUAGACCUUUUUGUCUACCUCAGUGGUUCUCAAACUGGGAUCUGCGUGACUGCUUCUAUAUGAUGAAGAAACAUUGCACUUUUCCUCAGAGUGGUGUUUGUUUGCCAGAUGUAAACACUCCUCAAGACUUAUAGAGCAGCAAAGCAACAAAAUUCCAAUGUCUCCCACCCUUCAUCACAGGAUUGGCCUUUCUUGCCUAUUUUUGUUUUCUGUUUGCCAUAAUGUUAAUUACAAGCAAAGCUGCCUCAAAAGCAAAACUAAGGGGCAUAAAUGUAUGUGGGCAUAAGCAAGGUUCAAAGAGAUUGUAAGAAAAUGAUGGAGAAAAGGCUGUCAUCUUGUGGAAUAUUGGCUCGAUCCUGUACCCAUCAGUUUGGGAGUCAGCCCUAUUGAACUCAGCUGGACUUGUUUCAAUUUAGAAAAUUGAGUUCUGCAAAAUUCUAUACACCGAGCAAAAUACACAAACAAGCUAGAGUGACAAAGCAGCACUUUAUUUUAAAAGCAAAUUUCAUUCAAUUUCUUUUUUUUCUGAAACUUUAAAAAAUAAACAUUAGCUGAAGCAAAGAAAUCAAUUGGCUGGCAUCAGGAGAAAUAUUAGAUGCCAAUUGUAUACUUUUAUGUCAAAGAGGAGUUUUCAGACAAAAUUUGAGAACCACUGGUUCACCUACUAAAAGAUCUUCUGGUGUUAUGCUGAAGUUCGUGUAGAUUGGAACAUGGCGUUACCCAUUUUGGCAAUACUCCAGUAGAAAAUAUUAAUUUUUAAACACUCACUUAUCAAAUCAGCUUGUGUGAUUAAUCAGAACUGAAAAGAUAACAUGUGCUUUGAAAAAGAAGACAAGUUAGUCAAUGCUUUUGUAUAAAUUUUCCUAACAUAGGGUAGGUAAGCCCUAAGGAACUGAUGUGUUAUCAUGGCUUCUUGAUUUUUUUUCAAAAAAAAUAUGCAUUACCUCUCUGAGUAUUAAAUGGUCUCCCUGAUGCAAGGAAUGUUAGUAUACAGAGAAAGAGAAUCACGUUGGGUGUGAUACAACUCAAGUAUUUUGGAACAUAAUUACUAUGAGAGAAUUCAGCAGAGGGUUAAGGAAUUUGUCUCUUCGAGGUGUUGUCAAUCCAGUCAAUCCCAGGCAGCAUAAUCAGGGAUCAUUCUGUAAUCCAGCAAUAUCUACUGGGCCAUAGAUUCUCCAACUUCAGACUUAAUAUAUGUCAUAGCUGAACUUUUGAUAUUAAAAUCUUUGGGUGUUGGAAGCAAUUACUGGCUAUGUAGGUAGGUCCUAUGUAGCCUCCCGCCCUUCAGCCCAUAUAUAAAACCCAUAAAUUUCAAAUAGAAUCAGUUUAGAAUUUUAUUUCCAGAGUAUGGCUUGACUGCUAAACUGUAUUUCAGGAUAGAUCUCCUCCAACCAAUAAUCAUUAUGAAAGAUCACAACAUAACUUCAGUUCCGCUAAUAUGGUGGUGGUGCAGCCUGCAUUAGGCUAGGAGUGGUUCAGCUUUGCUCCUUUAACUUAUGGUGCAUCUGAUCCCUGUCAUAGAUGCUGUCUGGGCAAAAAUUAGUAAGGGAAUACCAUUGACAGCAUGUUUGUAUCAUGCUUUCCUGGUUGGAUUAGCCACUCAGUUAGGAGACAUUGCCUCCCAUAGAAUAGGUUAUCUAGAAUUUAAUGGAGGUCAGAUCACCCAACAUAUUGCAGUGAAGGGCACUUACAAAGCCCUGUCUACUAAUUAACAUGCACUUUAUCAAAUGUAACUUUUAAUUUAUCCUUUGUUUUAAGGUGGUACAUUUUCUACAAUUGGAGUGAUGUGGUCUUUCUCAUCUCCCUGUAAUCCUAUAGAUAAAAUAAAUCAAAGUCAUUCCAGCUUUUUCCAAAUGCUCUCAGGAUCUUUUAAACUACAAGUCCCAUCACCACUAUCCAUUAGUUGGAACUGAUCGAUGUUCUGUUCCAACACAUCUGUAGGACAUUACACUGGGGAAAGCUUUUUUAGCAUACUAAGAAAUAACCAAAGGCAAAGCUAUGUGGCUAGGAUUGCAUCCUGUUUUCAGUUGUUCUUCAAUUUUAUGGGACAUUGUACAAUCUGCAAGACAAUUUAUAUUAAGGAAACUAAUCUGCUUUAUAUCCUUCCCAUGCUAAAAACGGGGUGGGAUUCAUCAGGAGGAGGAAGCACACUUGGUCCCAAUCUCUUGCAACAAGUAUCUCAACAUUCUAUUUUCACUGUUGAGAAAAGCAUUUCCCCUUAUGUUUAACCGUAGGUGGCCUGCCAACCCACAUAAAGCAAAUGAGAAAUGAUGGGCACAGACAUAUUUGUUCAUACAAGUGUCUUUCACACUGCCAUAUAAAAUUACAAGUGGAUACAUUUUUUACAGAAAAAAGUGUGUGCCUGAGGAUAACUUGAAUGUUUGUCUCCCACAUCUUAGCACAUUCCCAUCCCUUCAAGGACUUUUUCUUCCCAUCCUCACUCCAAUAGCAGAAGAGACCAGAGCUGGGAAGAAAAAGACUUGGAAUUUUAGAGUACGAGGAACUAAAUUGAGUAAGGGCCCAGUUCCCCUUACUGACAUCAAACCUUUUUUGCUGCUUUUUGAAAGGAGCAGAUAAAUUGAAUCAUUCUAAGGCAGACUUUAGCCAAAGGUAGUGAUGUAAGACAGAUACAGUUAUUAGGCAGCAUUUUCUACUAAUUCGAUCACUCUGGUCCUUUCCCCAGCUAUUACCAUCCUACCAAAUUGGCACUCCAGCCAUACUUGUUUAUUAUUGUUCUUAAGAUAUGCCCUGCACCUCCUUAUCUAGUUUUCUGUUCUUAAGUGCAUUAGAGGGUGCUAUCCCAUUGCCAUUGUUGAAACAGGAUUUGACUGCCAAUCUGAUUGUUUUUGAUCAGUAAAUGUGAAAGUCUUCCACAAUGUCAGAAGUGGAACCAUGUCAGAGGGGGUUGGUGUCUCCUUUAGGUUCUUGGCUUAUCUACAGGGCAUACAAAAAUCUAUACUUUUGGCCCCUAAACCUGCCCACUACAUAUAUAAUAUAAGGUAUAGCUAGAAGAAAUCUAUUGCAUACUGGCAAUUAAAAUGAUAUGGCUAAGGGCUGCUAAAACUUAUUAACCCAUUUUCAUUAAGUUAUCAUAAAAUAAAGUGCAGAAAGAUUAGAAAGAUUACAAACAAUCACAACACAAUAUGAGGAUUUAGGAAAAAAUCUUUAUUCAAACAUCAGCAGUAUGGCCUCAUCAGCUGUGGUAUUUGGUGAGCAUAUGAGCAUAUCAUCACAAAACUAUAUUACCAAGAACCAGUAAAUUGUUGUGGUUCUUGCUAAUAUAAAAAUUAGUAAAACUGGAAGCAUAUUUAUAAUAUUCUAUACCCUAAAAGCAUUAGAUCUUGGACGCUAAACAAAAUCAGCCCUGGUUAGUAUUUUGAUGGGAGACCAGCAUUGAAUGCCUAGUGCUGUAGGCUAUAUUUCAAAGAAAGUAAGUAGCAAAACCUCUUUGCCUAAGGAAACCCUUUGAAAUUCAUGGGGUCACUAUAAGUUGACAGAUGACUUGAAGGCCCUUCACACACAAAGUAAGUAUUGAAAAAUUUAUAGUUGACAUCUGAAAUGAAGUAGCAGAGUUACUCUUCUUGGAGUUGGGAAAAUAGAUAUAUUCCAAGCAGUUAUCCUAUGACAUCUUAUGAUAAAGAUCCAAGUUUCAUAUCUCAUUCUUCAAUUUCAGCUUAAUUUUAAAUUGCUUAUUUUGAAUAUUUGUGAUCAGUCACCACAAGCAUAUGUUCUACAAAAUAUUUUCCAAAACUUCUGCAAUAAUUCGACAUGGUUGCAUUGGACAUUACCCCCUUCACUCAAAAUGUGCAAACAGGAACGUCGAGAAUGUAAUUCCUAAAUUAUGCUGCCUUUCCACUAUACCUGUACUCUCAUAUUCUGCAGACUAAGACAAGAUUACUUGUCUAAUCUUGUAGUAUUUAUGUACUAAUAGUGAACUCAGUUCCAGCCCUUAUGAAGCCAAAACUGCACCAUCCAUGCAUAAAAGAGAGGUGGUGGAUUUCUUUCUUGGGAGACGACUGCAAGGUUUGCAGAAGUACAAAAGGACUAAAGUGAGAGAAUGACCAAAGCACUCCAAUGAAGACUUAGUAUACUCAGUGGAAACAGAAUGUUAGUUGAUGUAUGGGGGAAAUUUAAAAUACAGAAGAAGGAUAGUGGAGUAGAGUGGUUGAAGCCAUGCACAGAAACACUCCACACUAAGGUUUUGUUGCAGGUCUCACUUGUGCCUCUUUAUUUGGAAUUAAGUUUCAGUGACAUCAGUAGGAUUUAGUCCCAAAUAAAUAUGCAUAGGAAUAUAGCUAAAGUUUCCUGCAGCAGCCACUUAAGAAGAGAAGCAAAUGUACAUUUAAAAGAUUAAAUUUUCUGAAGCAUGUAUUUAGUUUUUAUGCUUUUUUAAAAAUAAAAUAUGUUCUGUGUCUUA
This is a messenger RNA of Anolis carolinensis (green anole), 7992 nucleotides long. It is a transcript of the gene tyro3, whose product is annotated as TYRO3 protein tyrosine kinase. The coding region runs from base 437 to 3085 and encodes 882 amino acids. Gene Ontology annotation, biological process: cell surface receptor protein tyrosine kinase signaling pathway; positive regulation of kinase activity; protein phosphorylation. The record is from RefSeq and is a predicted model, not a curated record. Gene Ontology annotation, molecular function: protein binding; transmembrane receptor protein tyrosine kinase activity; ATP binding. Gene Ontology annotation, cellular component: signaling receptor complex; plasma membrane. NCBI's taxonomy places the organism in Eukaryota, Metazoa, Chordata, Lepidosauria, Squamata, Anolidae. The transcript has 19 exons.